Gastrolobium bilobum is the source of this 1106-nucleotide messenger RNA. RefSeq names its product transcription factor MYB20-like. Bases 12 to 971 code for a protein of 319 amino acids. Lineage: Eukaryota; Viridiplantae; Streptophyta; Magnoliopsida; Fabales; Fabaceae. The transcript is spliced from 3 exons. The record is from RefSeq and is a predicted model, not a curated record.
UUUAAAAAAAAAUGGGAAGGCAACCAUGCUGUGACAAAGUUGGGUUGAAGAAGGGGCCAUGGACUGCAGAGGAAGAUAAGAAGCUCAUUAGCUUCAUCCUCACUAAUGGCCAAUGUUGCUGGAGAGCUGUCCCUAAGCUAUCAGGGCUGUUAAGGUGUGGGAAGAGCUGCAGGCUCAGGUGGACAAACUACCUGAGGCCAGACUUAAAGAGAGGCCUUUUAUCAGAAUAUGAAGAGAAAAUGGUCAUUGAUCUCCAUGCUCAACUUGGCAACAGAUGGUCUAAGAUUGCUUCUCAUCUCCCUGGAAGAACUGAUAAUGAGAUAAAGAACCAUUGGAAUACCCACAUAAAGAAAAAGCUCAAGAAAAUGGGCAUUGAUCCUGUCACGCACAAGGCACUCUCUAAUGCAACUGAGCAAACCCAAAAUCAACCUCAACAACAACUACACCAACCACUAGAAGAACAGCAGAACCAACAACCUUUGCCAGUUGAUUUUGACCACAAAUUUGAACAUGAAAAAAGUCAAAAUAAGAAGCCAGAGACUUCAUUUGAGUCAUCAACCAUCACUGAAGCCAAAGAGGAUGACAAAAUUAUAGCACCCGAAUUUGAAACAAUGGAGCUAAUGAAUGGGUUCUGCACAGAUGAAGUUCCAAUAAUAGAAGCCGAUGAGAUUCUAAUGCCCUGUGUUCCAUCCUCUUCUUCAACCUCUACAUCUUCUUCAAAUUCAACCAAUUUCCUUGAAGACCUGCACCUCCCAGAUUUUGAGUGGUCUUGUAAUUACAAUGAUAAUAGUAUUAACAAUAACAACGAAGACAACAUGGCCUUGUGGGAUGAUGAAUUUAUUAGCUGUUUAAAUUUGCUGAUUAAUGAUGAUGAUGAUGAUGAUGAUAAAAAACAAGUAUUUGAUGCUCCUCUCACUCAGUACCCAAGAAUGGUCGUGGAUUCAGAAUCUUGGGCAUGUGGGUUAUUUUGAUUUGAAUUUUUUCUCAUCUCUCCUUCUGAUUUACUUGUAAUUUCCUUCUACGUUCUUAUGAAGAAUAAACAGUGAAUCAAUAAUUAGGAAGAACAGAACCCAAGUUGUUUAGCUUAUCAAGUUUUUCCCCCAGCU